Molecule: messenger RNA, 4218 nt
Organism: Zea mays
Lineage: Eukaryota; Viridiplantae; Streptophyta; Magnoliopsida; Poales; Poaceae
Product: 5-oxoprolinase
Exons: 2
Coding region: 193-3963 (1256 amino acids)
Biological process (GO): glutathione metabolic process
Cellular component (GO): cytosol
Molecular function (GO): 5-oxoprolinase (ATP-hydrolyzing) activity
Source: RefSeq, a predicted model, not a curated record
AAACUCACAUUUUCCUCUUCGUCUGCCAUCGACUCAUCGUGUGGCUCUUUCAUUGCGGCCAGCAGCUCCAGCCUCCAGCAACGGUGAGCGAGGCCCCGGGACCUCUCCUCUCUCCCCGCCGCCGCUGUUCUUGCACCGAGAGAACUCCAACUUUUCGCGAGUUGAGGGUUGGCCUUGGGAGGAGGCGGGGCAAUGGGCAGCAGCACGGCGGAGAAGUUCAGGUUCUGCAUUGACAGGGGCGGCACCUUUACUGACAUCUAUGCCGAGGUACCCGGGAGAAGAGAAGGCUACGUCAUGAAGCUUCUCUCCGUCGACCCGUCGAACUACGACGACGCGCCCAUCGAAGGGAUCAGGAGGAUCCUGGAGGAGUUCUCUGGAGAGAGGAUCCCCCGGUCGGCCAAGAUCCCCACCGGCAGGAUCGAGUGGAUCAGGAUGGGCACCACGGUCGCCACGAACGCCCUCCUGGAGAGGAAGGGCGAGAGGAUCGCGCUUUGCGUGACAAGGGGGUUUAGGGAUUUGCUCCAGAUCGGUAACCAGGCUCGCCCGAACAUAUUCGACCUCAAGGUGUCAAAGCCGUCGAAUCUUUACGAGGAGGUGAUUGAGGUCGACGAGCGAGUUGAGCUCGUUCGGGAUGGUGACAGAGAUGAGUCAUCUGUUGAAGGGAUCUCUGGGGAACUGGUGAGGGUGUCAAAACCUGUCGAUGUCCAAGCACUGAAGCCUCUGUUGAAAGGUUUGCUUGACAAGGGGAUCAGAUGCUUGGCAGUGGUGUUGAUGCAUUCGUACACUUAUCCUCACCAUGAACUCCUGGUUGAGAAGUUAGCUCUGGGGAUGGGAUUCAAGCACGUAUCAUUGUCUUCGUCUCUGACACCGAUGGUCCGUGCAGUGCCUCGGGGCCUGACGGCAAGCGUGGACGCGUAUCUCACACCAGUGAUCAAAGAGUACCUAUCGGGAUUCAUGUCGAGAUAUGAAGGGGGCUCUGAACAAGUGAAUGUGCUAUUUAUGCAGUCAGAUGGAGGACUAGCACCAGAGAGGCGAUUCUCUGGGCAUAAAGCAGUAUUGUCAGGCCCUGCAGGUGGCGUGGUUGGCUAUUCGCAGACCUUAUUUGGACUUGAGACAUCCAAGCCACUGAUUGGGUUUGACAUGGGAGGUACAUCCACAGAUGUCAGCCGCUAUGAUGGAAGCUAUGAACAAGUUCUGGAGACACAGAUUGCUGGGGCUAUUAUUCAAGCUCCCCAGCUUGACAUAAACACUGUGGCUGCUGGUGGCGGAUCAAAGCUUAAGUUUCAAUUUGGCGCUUUCAAGGUUGGGCCAGAAUCUGUUGGAGCACACCCUGGUCCAGUUUGUUACCGAAAAGGUGGUGAGCUAGCAAUUACCGAUGCCAAUUUGAUCCUAGGAACCGUUAUUCCUGAAUACUUCCCAUCAAUAUUUGGUCCGAAUGAAGACAUGCCUCUUGAUUAUGAGGCUACAAGAAAGGCCUUUGAAAAUCUUGCACUUGAAAUCAACUCUCACCGAAAGAGUCAGGACCCAUCAGCAAAGGACAUGACAAUUGAAGAGGUUGCACUUGGGUUUGUCAAUGUCGCAAAUGAGACAAUGUGCCGGCCUAUACGCCAACUGACUGAAAUGAAGGGGCACGAUACAAAGAACCAUGCCCUCGCAUGCUUUGGUGGUGCUGGUCCACAACAUGCAUGCGCAAUGGCAAGGUCUUUGGGCAUGUCUGAGGUACUUGUCCACCGGUACUGUGGAAUACUAAGUGCAUAUGGGAUGGGUCUUGCUGAUGUCAUUGAGGAUUUGCAAGAACCAUACUCUGCUGUUUAUAAUACCGAUUCUUCUGCAGAAGCAUCUAGAAGAGAAGCCCUUUUAGUAAAACAUGUGAAAGAAAAGCUGAGGGAGCAGGGUUUUGGAGAGGAGAGCAUCAGGACAGAUUCAUACUUGAAUUUGAGGUAUGAGGGAACUGAUACAGCCAUAAUGGUUAGACAGCCAGAGCAAGGAUCUGGAAAUGACUAUGCUGAUGAGUUUGAAAAAUUAUUUCAGCAAGAGUAUGGCUUCAAAUUGCUAAACAGGAAAAUACUCAUAUGUGAUGUGAGAGUUCAGGGUGUUGGUACUACAAACAUCCUGCAGCCUCGUGAACUGACGCAAAUAUCAACCAAACCUGUGCAAGAAAGUUCAUGCCGGAUUUAUUUUUCAAGUGGAUGGCAAGAUACUCCGCUGUACAAGCUUGAGAAUUUGGGUUAUGGCCAUCUAUUGGAGGGUCCUGCAGUUAUUAUGAAUGGGAAUAGUACUGUGAUCAUAGAAAAAGACUGUAAAGCCAUAAUUACAAAGUAUGGUAACAUAAAAAUAGAUAUCAAUGCAGCUCCAAGCACUGUAUCGAUAUCAGAGAAAGUUGCAGAUGUGGUCCAGCUUUCUAUUUUCAAUCACCGAUUCAUGGGCAUUGCUGAACAGAUGGGUCGGACACUUCAAAGAACUUCAAUUUCCACUAACAUAAAGGAAAGGCUAGACUUCUCUUGUGCUCUCUUUGGUCCAGAUGGCGGCCUUGUUGCAAAUGCACCUCAUGUCCCUGUGCAUCUAGGAGCCAUGUCUAGUACUGUGUGUUGGCAGCUUAACUUUUGGGGUGAGAACCUCAAUGAGGGUGAUGUUCUUGUAACAAAUCAUCCAUGUUCUGGGGGGAGCCAUCUUCCAGACAUAACAGUUGUCACACCAGUUUUUGAUCACGGUAAGCUUGUCUUUUUUGUUGCUAGUCGAGGCCACCAUGCUGAGAUUGGUGGCAUCACGCCAGGAAGCAUGCCUCCUUUCUCAAAGUGUAUUUGGGAGGAAGGUGCUGCCAUCAGAGCAUUUAAACUUGUCGAAAGGGGUGUUUUCCAAGAGAAAGGAAUAAUCCAGCUGCUGCAGUCACCUUGCUCUGAUGAACUUGCUGGCUAUAAGAUCCCAGGAACACGUAGGAUCCAAGAUAAUCUUUCCGAUCUCCGUGCUCAGGUUGCGGCAAACCAGAGAGGUAUAGCACUUAUCAAAGAACUCAUAAAUCAGUACGGGUUGAUCACUGUUCAAUCAUAUAUGAACCAUGUUCAAAAGAAUGCUGAGGUAGCUGUCAGGGAGAUGCUCAAAACAGUUGCGUCUAGAGUUGCAAAGGAGAAUGGAUCAUGUGUUGUCGAGGAUGAAGAUUAUAUGGAUGACGGCUCUGUCAUUCACUUGAAACUCACCCUUGAUGCUAUUAAAGGUGAAGCUACAAUUGACUUCGAGGGUACCAGUCCUGAGGUCUAUGGCAACUGGAAUGCUCCUGAAGCAGUCACAACAGCUGCUGUCAUAUACUGCCUACGCUGCUUGGUGGAUGUUGAUAUACCACUAAAUCAAGGCUGCCUAGCGCCUGUGAAGAUCCUCAUUCCUAAGGGCUCUUUCCUCUCACCAAGUGACAAGGCUGCUGUUGUUGGUGGCAAUGUGCUGACGUCUCAGAGAGUGACCGAUGUUAUCCUAAUGGCGUUCCAAGCCUGUGCCUGCUCUCAGGGCUGCAUGAACAAUUUGACCUUCGGGGACGACACCUUCGGUUACUACGAGACCAUCGGAGGUGGAUGUGGAGCUGGGCCGACAUGGGACGGCACUAGCGGUGUUCAGUGUCACAUGACAAAUACAAGGAUGACUGACCCUGAGAUCUUUGAGCAGCGGUACCCUGCCCUUCUGCACACAUUUAGCAUCAGGGAGAACAGUGGAGGUUCUGGUUUACACAGAGGUGGUGAUGGCCUUGUAAGGGAGAUUGAGUUCCGGCGGCCUAUUGUUGUGAGCGUUCUAUCUGAGAGACGGGUGCAUGCUCCCAGGGGACUCAAAGGAGGACGAGAUGGAGAUCGUGGUGCAAACUAUUUAGUCAGAGAAGAUGGUAGAAAGAUUUACCUUGGAGGAAAGAACACUGUAACGGUCAGUGCUGGUGAUAUCCUUCAGAUUUUCACGCCCGGUGGCGGUGGCUUUGGCUGUCCUUGAUGGCACUUCCUGCAGACGCGGACCUUCCUCCAUUUGUUUCCUACCUUUGUACACCAGUAGCUCUAUUUAGAUCGCGAUUAAAAUAAAACGUAAUAAAACCGCCAACAACUGGAGAUUCCUUAUGCUAUUGUUGCUCCCCGAGGCAUUGGAUCCGAAUGCAGCAUGAAUGGUGCUAUUGUUUAUCAGAUAUCAUUUAUGUGAAACCAGCAAUCCCAAAAUUGGUGAUGAAUGAUGCUUGCUCUUUCUUCUUGUUUU